Molecule: messenger RNA, 5016 nt
Organism: Leptonychotes weddellii (Weddell seal)
Lineage: Eukaryota; Metazoa; Chordata; Mammalia; Carnivora; Phocidae
Source: RefSeq, a predicted model, not a curated record
GCGGGCGAGUUCUUCAAUUCACGUUAAUCUGUGACAGCUGUCGGGGGUUAUGCUGGGACGGACGUUUCGGGACCUGAUAAUCGAGCUGGGGGUCAGAAGGGGAAUUUAUGGGUCAGAGGCCGCCCCCAAGUUGAAGCCCCUCCUCAGAUGUUUUCUCAAACCUCCAUCUCCCUCCACCACUCACGUCCUCACAGAAGAAAACAUCCUUUGAACAGCUCCGUGUCCAGAGAGGAGCAUGCCUAUUCGAUUGUUUCCUUCCAGGUUUAUUUUGACAAAGCCUGGGAUAACCCCAUAGGAAACAGUCUACCUUUCAUGGGAGUACUCAUUUCUGUGAGUGAGUGCAGGCUUCUCUGCGUGACCCAUCCUGGGACUGAGAAGAAUUUACCAGAUUGGUAAAUGGCUCCUGGAGAUUUAGUCUGUCUUUCAGUCCUGAUUCCUCAGACCUCUGCUCUUUUGGAAGAGAAGCAGAAAAUGACCAAGUCUCACGGUCCAUUGUCAUUUGAGGAUGUGGCCAUAGCUUUCACCAAGGAGGAGUGGCAGCAACUGGACCCUGCUCAGAGGACCCUGUACAGAGAUGUGAUGCUGGAGAACUUCAGCCACCUGGUCUCAUUGGGGCAUCCAGUGUCCAAACCAGAUGUCAUCUCCAAGUUGGAACAAGGAGAAGAACCAUGGAUCAUAAAGAGAGACAUAUCAAAUUGGAUCUGUCCCGGUAAAAAUCUGGCAGAGAGGGAGACUAGACUUGAAAAUCCUCAAUUGGACAUACUUGAAGGUGUUUCCUUCCAUAAGGAGAUAUUGGAAGGUGUAACAAGAGAUCAUUCAUUGUACUCCAUUUUUAAGGUAUGGCAGGAUGAUGACCAGCUGGAGAGAGAUCAGGAAAAUGAAGACAGACUUCUCAGGCAAGUCAUGGCCAUCAAAAACAAAACAGUUGUUGAAGAAUCAGGCUAUUCAUAUAAGGCAUUAGGAAAAAUGUUUCAUGACUACACAGACCUAGAUGCUUCAGGACAAGGACGGUAUACACGUGACUCAUUUGAAAAGAGCUUGGAACCGAAUAUAAACUUAUUCAGUUGUUACAGGGGUUAUGCAAGAAGAAACACUGGUGAGCAUUUUAGAUGUGGGAGUACACUUAUUUCUUCCUAUUCUAAGCAUGAAAAAAUUCAUAAUGGAGUGAAACACUGUGAAGAUAGUCACUGUGGAAAGAUUAUCAGCAAUAAACAAUCUCUUAUUCAAUAUGUGAAUGUUGAAAGUGGAGAGAAGACCUGUUUGUGCAUUGAAUGUGGAAAAUCUUUUCUAAAAAAGUCACAACUCAUAAUACAUCAAAGAAUUCAUACUGGAGAGAAACCAUAUGAUUGUGGUGCAUGUGGGAAAGCCUUCAGUGAGAAGUCACAUCUCAUUGUACAUCAGAGAACUCAUACUGGGGAAAAACCUUAUGAAUGUUCUGAAUGUGGAAAAGCUUUCUCUCAGAAAUCAUCCCUCAUUAUACAUCAGAGAGUACAUUCUGGGGAAAAACCGUAUGAAUGUAAUGACUGUGGGAAAGCCUUCUCCCAGAAAUCACCCCUCAUUAUACAUCAGAGAAUUCACACUGGAGAGAAACCUUAUGAAUGUAAUCAGUGUGGGAAGGCCUUUUCCCAGAAGUCACAGCUGAUUAUACAUCAUAGAGCUCAUACUGGAGAGAAGCCAUAUGAAUGUACUGAAUGUGGGAAAGCCUUCUGUGAGAAGUCCCACCUCAUUAUCCAUAAAAGAAUUCACACUGGGGAGAAACCGUACAAAUGUGCUCAAUGCGAGGAAGCCUUCAGCAGGAAGACAGAACUCAUUACACAUCAGUUAAUUCAUACUGGGGAGAAACCUUAUGAAUGUACUGAAUGUGGGAAGACCUUCUCCCGGAAGUCACAGCUCAUCAUACAUCAGAGAACGCAUACUGGAGAGAAACCCUAUAAAUGCAGUGAAUGCGGAAAAGCCUUCUGUCAGCAGUCACAUCUCAUUGGACAUCAGAGAAUUCACACAGGAGAAAAACCUUAUGUAUGCAGUGAAUGUGGGAAAGCCUUCUCUCAGAAGUCCCACCUCCCAGGGCAUCAGCGCAUUCAUACAGGAGAGAAACCUUACAUAUGUGCUGAAUGUGGAAAGGCCUUUUCCCAGAAGUCAGACCUUGUUGUACAUCAGAGAAUUCAUACUGGGGAGAAACCCUACCAAUGUACUGUAUGUGGGAAAGCAUUCAUUCAAAAGUCACAACUCACUGUACACCAGAGAAUUCAUGCAGUGGUAAAAUCAUAAGAAUGGACUAAGCACAGAAAAGUCUUCAGUAUCUGCUCAAGCCUUAAUAAGUAACACAAAACCCAUGAAUUUCAAUGAGUUUGGGGGCAUCUUUACUGAUAAAAUUUUACAAGUGAAAUAAACUUCCUAACGUAUGUAAUUUUUUAUCAGAUAAUACAGACAUCUCAGUUAUAUAAAUAAUGGGCAUUUUCACUAUGGCAUGUAAAACUUUUGAGAUUGUGAACUGAAUAAUUAAUAUAACAAGUUACAUAUAUAUAGUUUAUUUUGAAGUUAUGUAUUUAUGAUUAUGUUACAUAGAAAGAAUUGGACAUGUGAUAAUAUUGUUAUUGUUAACUUAGCAUAAUUAUAGCUGUGCAGUAAUUCCCUGUAGAGGACAUGAAGAAAGCUUGAGUCAAAAGAUGCCAUGACCUAGAAACGGUGCCUGGGGGAAGGAUUUGAUUGUUACUCCUAAGGGUAUCUGUAAAAUUAUUCUUGUAGAUAGAUGGAAAGAUGGGUUGAUGAGGUCCAAUAAAUGGGGUAUCUUUGUUUGUUUUAUUUCAAGAAUAUAAGUUGAUCUGUGUCAGUGGAUGGACCCAGGAUCUUGGAAUUGACACUUCUUGCUAUUUUCUUUCUUUUACUCCUCCCCUUUAGGAACUUGGUGUGAUGAAAAGACAUAGAUGGCCAUGGGUUUUAAUGCUUAUUCCAGUACUCACCGAUUGUGUAACUUGUGUAACUCACCGAUUGUGUAGCCUUUUUUCAUCCACAGUAUCUGUUCCCUGAUCUAUAUAUAAAAUUCUGGCAGAGACAUGUUUUUAGCUCAUAUUUGUCCCCUUUAUCUUCCCUUUCUGUUCUUUUGAAGGAGGUUGCUAAUACCCAGGUGUACACCUUUAAACUUGAUUUGCAUUCCAGACACUGUGUUUCUGAUUCUCCUGAUUUCCUUUUCUGUCUUUUUUCCAUUAACACUGCCUUGUGUCUAGUGGCCUAAUUCAUACGUUAUGGAGACCUCACUUUUUAUUUUGCAAAUACAUGUACGUUAUGGUGCUUGCACAUAAAGACCGUGUAUGAUACCAUCACAGAUCCUGUUUUACCCUUUCCCAAAAGCACCAGUUCUUUUUCCUGAGAAUUGAGUGGCCCUCAGAGAAAAAUCCAUAGGGAAUGUGGAAGACAUGCCUGGGAUAGCCUACAUGGGCAGGUAUGAAUCCCACCUGUUAUCUCUAAAAUGUUUCUAUAUUCUUCGUUGUGGGCCCAAGUCUUCUCCGUAAGAAUCUUAAGGAAAGCAUCUUGAUGGGGAGAAGUCAUACGUAGCAGGGAUAUAGUGACCUGUGUGGCUAAAUAUGGUUUCUGCCAGAAAGUUCCUACUUGAUUCCUUCAUAUGUCCUGCUUAGCUGACCAUUUCUCUGCAGGGCCCCAGUGUUUACUCUGAGAAGUAAGACUCUGUAUGGGAACCUCUGCAGAGGACAUAGCAUACCUCAUAAAGAUAUGCAAAUGUGUGUGAGAAAAUUCUUUGUGUCAUUGUAAACAGUUAUUGAUACUGGCUAUAAUUGGCCAUUUGGAUCCGGGAAAUAAAACCUUCAGGCAUGUACCAUGGAGUGAUCUGCUUUGAGAGGUCUUGAUGGAAAUUGGCCCUACCUGGCCCUUACGGAAGGCAGCUAUGCUAACCACUAUACCACCAACGCCUACCUGGCCCUUAUGGAAGCAUGGGAAAAUCAGGGUCUCAGGAACAUAUAGAAAUGUGAGAAGGAAAUGAUAAUAUAGUAACACUUACAGAAAUAUGUAAGGAAAAUAAAGACUCAAGAGUUCUUAUCUUCUCAUGGGCCUUCCAUUUUGCCUUUUUACCUUCCAGGAAACCUCACUGAUCUGAUCAUGACAUAAUAUGUACUAUAUAUUACCAUAAAAUAUAGCAAAAUUUAAUACUUAUUGGUGUAUAGAAAAUUAUCCCUCUAAAGUCUGGAAAAAAGAUAAUGCCCAUUCUCACCAGUUUUAUUCAACAUUGCAUUGAAAGACCUAGUCAGGAAAAUCAGGCAAGAAAAAAUUGGUGUAAUUGAUUAGAAAGCAAUAAAACAUUAUUUAUUGAUAACAUUAUAUGCAUAGAAGAUGAAAAUGUAUAGGUUAAUUAUUAGAAAUAGAAAGUAGCAAUGUUUCUGUAUAUAAAGUUUUUAAAAAUAAAGUUUAUGCAAUAGAUAUAAAAUGAAAAUUUAAAGGCAUCAGUUACAGUGGCAUGAAAAAUACAUCAUGUCUAGAAAACGUGUAUUUCCAGUACUAUGUUGAAUAGAAGUGGCAAGAAUGGACAUCCUUGCAUUGUUCCUGAUAUUAGAGGAAAAGCUUUCUUCACCACUGAUUAUGAUGUUAGCUCUGAGCAUGCCAUAUGUUGCCUUCAUUAUGUGGAAGAAUAUUCUUUCUGUGACUAAUUUAUUGAGAAUUUUUAUCAUGAAAGGAUGUUGAAUUUUUGACAAAUAAUUUUUCUGCAAAAUGUUAAGAUGAUUUUUUUAUCCUUUAUUCUGUUAAUGUGGUGAUUACCUCUAUCAAUUUGUAUAUGUUAAAACAUCCUUGCAUCCCAGGUAUAAAUCACAUGAUCAUGGUGUAUGACCCUUUAAAUGUGCUGUUGAAUUCUGUGUGCUUAUGUUUUGUUGAGAAUUUUGCAUUUAUAUUCAUCAAAAAUGUUGGGCUUUUCUUGUAGUGCCCUUAUCUGGCUUUCGUGUCAGAGUAAUGCUGGCCUUGUAAAAUGAGUUUGGGAGUGUUCCCUUCUUCAGUUUUUUUGAUGAGUUUAAG